AUCCAUUUUCAGUUUACACCAGGACAAUAUUUCUCACCUUCGCACGCACAGAAAGCUUUCACCAACAGCUUUUCAUUCAGAAACGCCCAUCAUGUCUUCCGGACCCCCAGAUGAGCCUUAUACAAGAUCUAGAACUCCUCCCCCGUCCAACCUUCAACUCCCACCAGUCACUCAUGCGCCCGGUUUCGCAUCUCUGUCUUUCGUAGGAGAAAACCUCCUACGAUUUUAUGAUUUCCCAGUUACAUUAACACCCAGCAUAUGGCAAGCUGUCGCCAGAUAUUGGCCCAAGGGAAUACAUGAAGACCAGAGGUACAAGAAUGACGACCUCUACCAAGUUAUGUUCUCUGGGAAACCCUUUUCGCUGGAUGAAGAAGAAAGUUAUCUCCAGUCAAAGAUAUUCGUGCGCGAGUUACUCCGGGUGUUAUAUGCGUAUGGAUGGGUAUUCACGGCCGCUGCCAAUCUCAACGAUGCCAAGGACACGUUAGUGUUUCGAUAUCAAGAACAGGUUGAAAGAUACGAUUGGGCAGCCGUGGUGUUUUCCCAUACGAAUGGAAUUUAUUUUAUGGAUUGUGAGCAAUGUCCUUCCAUAUCAGGUUAA
Molecule: messenger RNA, 598 nt
Organism: Periconia digitata
Lineage: Eukaryota; Fungi; Ascomycota; Dothideomycetes; Pleosporales; Periconiaceae
Source: the annotation of a GenBank genome assembly